UUUACAAUUAAAAUUCACAAUUAAAAUUUACAAUUAAAAUUUACAAUUGCUAUUAAAAUACAGAAUUGCAAUUAGAAUUAGAAUUAAAAUUUAGAAUUUACAAUUGCAAUUAAAAUUCAGAAUUGCAGUUCUCCAAAAUUCCUAUUUUGGAAUAAAAGGAGAAAAUGCAUUUCGUAACAAAAUGGAUCAUUUUUUUCGCAAUAAACAAUGUUUUCGCUCUUGAAAAUGAACCAUCGAUUGACGACAUAAAACAUUUGGAGAAAGCUCUUCACGUUGCACUAAAGCACAUGAAACAAGAGGCAAAAUAUGAAGAUGUGGCAAUUUGUAUUGGACUAACAAGAUCGGGAAAAAGUACACUAAUUAAUUAUUUGAUUGGAAAUAAAUUAAUUGGCGAGAGAGUGUCACUAUUCAAACCAGUGGCACUGAAGAAAGCCGAUCAAUCACCAGGACCCGAAAUUGGAAUUGGCUCAACGUCAGAGACAAUGAUACCAACCAGAUGGUUGUCAAAAAAUUUUCCCACUUUAACAAUUUGGGAUGCUCCAGGCUUCGACGAUAAUCGUGGACCAAUUCAAGACAUCACUAAUGCAUUCUACAUUUACCAAUUACUGCAAAAUGUGAAAUCGCUAAAAAUUAUUUUGGUCGUGGAUUUCAAUGACAUUUUAAACGACAAUAUUAGACCAUUUCUAACAGUUUUGUCGUCAGUGGAAAAUUUAUUGAAAAAGAAUAUAAAAAAUAGUUACAGCAGUAUGGCGCUAAUUUUUACAAAAGUACCCGACUAUUUAAACACAAGUCCAAUUGAUUUCAAUUUCAUCAAUGAUCUUCUGACCGAACAAAUUUUAACCACCUCGAUUCACAUGUCAGUGGCCUCGAGAAAUUUCGUUCAAUUCCUAAUUGAGAACAAUCAAAAUAUCGGCCUCUUCAAAAGAGCAAAAGUUGGACCAAUAACUACGGAGAUGGUAGACAAUGGUAUUUUCACAGCCAUUCAAAAUACCACAACCAUCAACGAGCAACUUCUAAGAAACGUUUAUCCAAGCAUUUCCGAAGCAUCAACAAUUUUCCUAUUCCAAAUCCGCGAGAAAUUAUCAUCAAUGGAAAUAUUCGUCAAUCUGCAAAAUACUCUACGCAUCGUUCUUGAUCAAAAAUUAGAAACCUAUGACGAUAUAAAUAAAUCUGGUGCAUUAAAAACAAAACUCAAUGGAAUAAUCAAAGAAUUAACGACAAUUCGCGAUCGAAUUAAUAAAGCACUAGUGCCAGGAAUAAAUUUCUCCGCUAAAAUUGAAAUUCUUCAAACAAUUGAUAUUCAAAUUGAAAAAUUAAUCACUGACAAUAAUUUAAUUGAAAAAUCGAAUUUAAUGGAAUUUGUCGAUAAACUAUUGGAUUUAAAGGAAAGCAAUCAAUUUUCAAUUAGUCUCGAAGGUGUUUUAUUGACCGCUAAUACAAAAGUGGGUGAAUUAAUUACUGCCGUGCAAUUGAAAUUGGGCGAAAUAACGCAACAGGAAUAUAGUGAAAAAUUGGAGAGUGAAAGAAAAAAAUUUGAGGAAGAGAGACGUAAAUUGAAUGAACAAAUGAAACAGGUGAGUGAACAUAAUAAUCAAAGAAAAAAUAUAUUCGCUGAAUUGUUUACAGCAAUUGGCAUUGGUAUUGCAAAGGCGAUCUCAACAAUUUUCGGUUAAUUAACGAAAUUAAAAAAGUUUACAAAAAAAAGACAACAAUAAAUUUUUUUUUUGAAAAAAAAUUAUUUUAUAAAUAAUAAAAUUAUUCUUAUUAAUAGUGAAAUUAAUUUUUGAGUAAUAAAUAUUUUCGUUUAUUCUUCAACGUAAUAGUUAACAGAUAAGAUUUGUAGAUUCGUUAUGUAAUAAAAAAUAUGUAAUAAAAUA
Molecule: messenger RNA, 1877 nt
Organism: Leptopilina heterotoma
Lineage: Eukaryota; Metazoa; Arthropoda; Insecta; Hymenoptera; Figitidae
Exons: 2
Coding region: 165-1673 (502 amino acids)
Source: RefSeq, a predicted model, not a curated record